AUGCCUGCAUGUCAGCGCUGCUACUCUCGUAAGACAAGAUGUGACCGACGAACUCCAAACUGUACUUCGUGUGUCAAAACUGGCGCCUCAUGCCGAUACCCCGAUAAACGCCGAGAUCGUCAGCGUCAGCAGGAGUAUCUCAAUUCAGUUGAAUUGCGCCUUCAAGAAUUGGAGCGAGAAAAACAACAAGCAAAUCAGCAGUCGCCUUCCGAUGUUGGUCCUGGCGAUGUUCUGCAAGACGAUGUUAAUUCUGUUCAUCCUGGUGAAGGUCUCCCCGAAUCAGUGAAGCGGAAUCAAUCAGGCCAUCAAGUCUUGCAUUCUACAGCGAUAUCCAUGGAUAAGAUACAGCGCACACCAUGUGAAGAAACUCGAUAUCUUGGAUCUAGCAAUGGGGUAGGUUUUGUGGAUGUUGUUGAACGCAUUGUCGAGACCUCUGCUACGGGCGGGCUAUUCGAUCGACUCGUAAAUAGCCGUGCUACAUCCGAAAAGCGAUCAUUACCUGUUGUCACUGCCGCACGGCUUGUCGAUAGGGAGUUGGCUAUGCCUUUGGUUGAUUCUUACUUCGAGCACUGGCAUGUGACAUUUCCACUACUUUAUCGACCCGGUUUCAUGAGUAUGAUGAAGGAAAUUUACAACAGUCCCGAUGUAUACCAUCAAAGCCCCACGAAAGCAUUGGCUUUUGAUAUGGUGUUGGCUUUGGGAUCUGUCUCCUCCAAAAAGGCAUCACCUUUUGGUGAUACCGAGUCUCAUUUUGCCAGAGCUUUGUCGCGGCUAGACGACAUUUCCAAACUUCGAGAUAUUCGAUUUUUGCAGGCACUUCUCCUCUAUUGCAAAUAUGGAAUUCAUGCCAGUCUUCGUGAUACGUCUAGAGAUAUGUGGGAGAUACUAGGCAAGGCAACUCGAAUAUGCGUGGAGCUUGGGCUGCAUAAUGACGUCGCGACUCUUCCGAAGAGUAGCAGAAUUGUGACCGUCUCUCUUGGCAGACCACUUGCACUUUACGACGAUGAUAUCCACGUACCUUUACCGUCAGAGCUAGAUGAUGCGUCGCUCGAUAAACUGGACGCAUCGCUAGAAUCCAAACGGAAGACCUCUCCUUUUCUACAUCAUAUUAGAUUACGCAUGAUCCAAGCCAAAAUCCACCAGUCCAUGUACACGAGCCGAUCCACACAAUCAUUAUCCCUGCGUGAGAGACAGCUGAUUCGAAGGGAUCUUUACAAUCAACUCCAAUCUUGGAAAGAUGACCUAGAGCUCCUUGCCUUACCGACAGGAGAUGCCACAUCCAACCUUCCCUCUGCAUUCUUUCAUGUCAACUGGUAUCAUGCUUUAUACCACAGCGGCUGUUUGAUGCUAUUCCGCCCAUCGGCCACAUUCCCGGCCAUGCAAGGACUGGACGAAGAUGAAGACAUUGACGACGCUCUACUCAUUCUGUGGAAUUCAUCUCGUCAGGUGCUGGCUAAUUACCUCGAGCUUUUGCGCGCUCGUCACUUGAAUUACUCAUGGUCCUGCCUAUACAUGAUCUUCAUGGCUGGUCUGGCAAAUGUGUACUGUGUGGGUUGCUGUGCACAGAGGAAACGACGAGGUAUUGCGGCGUUCGUGCCGUCAUACUGGGAUGCUAUUUCUGAUUCUCGUGAUUGCUCGAAUUUAUUGACUGCUUUCUGUGAGAGAUGGAAUGAUGCGCGCUCUUCAUGUGAUAUUUUUAACAUACUCAGCAUGAGUGCGUUGAAGGGACUAGCUGCUGUGAGUUUCCUGCAGAGUCACGAAAAUUUGAAUUCUCCACAAGAGGGAAUAGUGGAGCGGAAUCUGUCCCCGCGAUUGCCAGAGGCUACGACGACUGAAAACAAACAUGGUGCGACUGUCAAUGCCCAUCAAGUAACAGACAGUCUUUACUUCCCAGACACAAACGGAGGUCUCGACGAAUAUCCAUUCAACUCUCUCAAUGAGUUUGAUCCGAUCGUGGAUUUCCAACAGGUUUUCCAGGAAAUGCAGAAUUCAAUACAUAGGAGCAACUUUGUGGAGACACAUGAAGUCUUGAGAGGGUUCUCACAGGAUUGGUUUUGA
Penicillium cataractarum is the source of this 2058-nucleotide messenger RNA. RefSeq names its product Zn(II)2Cys6 transcription factor. Lineage: Eukaryota; Fungi; Ascomycota; Eurotiomycetes; Eurotiales; Aspergillaceae. Gene Ontology annotation, biological process: DNA-templated transcription; positive regulation of transcription by RNA polymerase II. The record is from RefSeq and is a predicted model, not a curated record. The coding region runs from base 1 to 2058 and encodes 685 amino acids. The transcript has 2 exons. Gene Ontology annotation, molecular function: zinc ion binding; DNA-binding transcription factor activity, RNA polymerase II-specific; sequence-specific DNA binding.